AUUAAAUUUUUUAUCGAUAAGCGAAAUUUUGAUACAUUUAUGUAUCUACAUAUUUAAAAUUUGACAUGUAUGAAUUUCUCUUUAUCUCGUAGUCCAAAAUCAGUUUGUUAUACUGUAUACACGAUAAAAUUUCGUCUGUGAAUUCAAUUCAAUUUGAAUUAAACUCAUUUAAUUUAUAUUAUCAUAGAAAUUUCAUAUUUCGACUGGUUUUAAUAUCAAUGAAGUUGGCGUACUUAGUAAAUGUUUACACACUGAAUUUAUUGUCACUUGAUUUUCUGUGUUGAGUGGGAAUGUGAUGGUAGAUGAUACAAUACCAUACAAUACGCGUACCGCACAAAUGUCAACGUGUACAUUUUCUGUGCAUGCCAUACUUUUAAAUAAAAAUGCUAAAAAGGAUACCGUGACCUAUUAAUUUUCAUAUAAAAAAUUUAUCUAUGAAAAGUAUAAUUAUGAUUAAAUCGCAGCAAAAAAGUAGUCAAGCAUUAAAAUAUGUCAGUUUAAUAACUCUCACAUUGCAAAAUGCUGCAGUUGGACUUAGCAUGCGUUAUGCACUUACAAGAUCGGGAGAUAUGUUCCUUCCUUCAACUGCUGUUGUUAUGUCGGAAGUUGUUAAACUGUUAACAUCUCUGGUAUUAUGUUAUAUCGAAGAAGGAAGCUUCCCAAAAUUUUGUAAUUCUCUAAAAGUAAUUAUUAUAAAACAACCAAUUGAUACUUUAAAAGUAAGCGUACCAUCGCUUUUGUACAUUAUACAAAAUAAUGUUCUGUAUGUAUCUGCAUCUAAUUUAGAUGCAGCAACUUAUCAGGUGACGUACCAACUAAAAAUUUUGACAACAGCAUUCUUUGCUGUAAUAAUACUACGAAGAUCCUUAAGAAAUACCCAAUGGGGAGCUUUAGUAUUAUUAGUUAUAGGAGUAGUAUUAGUACAAUUGGCGCAAAGCGUGGACACUGUUCUACCGUCUGGGAUAGAACAAAAUCAUAUAGUCGGAUUCUCAGCUGCGCUAAGCGCGUGCUUUUUAUCAGGUUUUGCUGGAAUAUAUUUUGAAAAAAUACUCAAAGACUCGGAUAUUUCGUUAUGGAUGAGAAAUGUACAGUUAGGUCUACUAUCGUUACCAUUUGGUUUAAUUACAUGUUUUCUACGAGAUGGUGAAAUUCUACAAAAGCGAGGUUUCUUUUUCGGUUAUGAUCUAUUUGUUUAUUAUUUAGUUGUACUUCAAGCAGGAGGGGGCCUUAUCGUUGCCAUGGUAGUUAAAUAUGCUGAUAAUAUACUUAAGGGUUUUGCUACAUCUUUAGCUAUUAUUAUUUCUUGCGUAGCUUCGAUAUACCUUUUUGAUUUUAACUUAACUCUUAAGUUUUCUUUAGGCGCUGUUUUAGUUAUAUGUUCGAUCUUUAUGUAUGGACAUCAACCAAAGACAACGUUCAUCGAUAAACAUUCUCCAACUGACAGAGUUUGAUAUAAACUAAAAAAAAUAUGAUGAUACCGAAUUCUACAAAUAUUUGAACGUAUUCGCACAGAUGAAUAAUUUGGUACAUUUUUUCGUGUAAAAUCGCGGUUAAGCAAUUGAUAUAUAAAUAUCUACGUCAUAUCACUUUAUCAGUAUUUCAUUGUAUCUGCUAUAGAAGAAUUUAAAAUAACGACAUCAAUAGUAAAUAAUAAUGUGACCUAUAGAUAGAUACAUUGUUUUAUGAACAAAUAGCUCGGUAAUCUACAGAUCGGUAACACCAGCAGAAAUAUGUUGAAUGCGUAUUUUAGUGAAUCACGCGACCACACUUUUAUACCAAAUUAACAGAUUCGUUACAUAUAUUGGUAUAUCAAAGUAAUUAAAGUAUUUAUUGUAUAUUUAAACAUAUAUCUCUAAUAUUGAGAUACCUCAUUAAAGAUCAUAUACAGAAAAUAGUUGUUUUUUCUUAAUCCAUAUAUUUUUGUAUAAUGUUAAUGUCUUGGAUUAUAGAUAAUAACUAUUCGUGUUUACAAAAUUAAUGUAAUACAUAUGCGCUAUUUAUAUAUAUUUUUACACUUAUAUUGUACUUAAUUAAAUUAAUUAUUAUAAUGUAAAAUUUUCAAUUCAUGUUAAAUGUUUGGUAUGAUAACAAAAAAUAUACAUUUAACUAGUUAAGUAAAACUGUGUUAUAUUUUACA
Messenger RNA from Hylaeus anthracinus, 2137 nucleotides. RefSeq names its product UDP-galactose translocator (gene Ugalt). Gene Ontology annotation, cellular component: Golgi membrane. Gene Ontology annotation, molecular function: UDP-galactose transmembrane transporter activity. The record is from RefSeq and is a predicted model, not a curated record. Gene Ontology annotation, biological process: pyrimidine nucleotide-sugar transmembrane transport. Bases 435 to 1451 code for a protein of 338 amino acids. NCBI's taxonomy places the organism in Eukaryota, Metazoa, Arthropoda, Insecta, Hymenoptera, Colletidae. The transcript has 5 exons.